Fundulus heteroclitus (mummichog) is the source of this 1674-nucleotide messenger RNA. RefSeq names its product N-acyl-aromatic-L-amino acid amidohydrolase (carboxylate-forming) B. Lineage: Eukaryota; Metazoa; Chordata; Actinopteri; Cyprinodontiformes; Fundulidae. The coding region runs from base 654 to 1655 and encodes 333 amino acids. Gene Ontology annotation, molecular function: hydrolase activity, acting on ester bonds; aminoacylase activity. The record is from RefSeq and is a predicted model, not a curated record. The transcript is spliced from 7 exons.
ACUAGAAGAGCUGUUCCUUCCACUCCUCACAUCACAGGCGCCUCUCUUCUCUUGCUGUGUCAUGCCAGCAGGUUUAUCUGAAAAGCCCGCUGGAACCUACCAUCCUAUGCACGGAGCGCAUAGAGAGAGAGAACGGUGAGCUGGGGACAGGGGGCUUGGGGUUUGGCUUGAACUCGCAUCUGUUUGCGACCAGAGGAAGAGAGGGGACGCUCUGCGUUGGCGCUUUAGGGACACACCCUGCCUGUCCUAGAGCGGUGCAGUGUGAUGAGAGACUGAGCGAGACCACGAGGGGCAGCUGCAGCCUUGUGGAGAGGGAGGGAUGGGAAUGCUGAAUCAGUGAAACUACAUAAAAGGUCCAGGAGAGGUGGGACGGGUGGGUAAAUGGCAGGGAGAGAAAGGUACCAGCUGGGGUAGGUGGAGAAAGAUGAGCCGCAUGAUUCCUUUUCACUCGGUUCAUCAAUAAUCUAUCAGAUUUACGUUUUCAUAGUGUUUCGGCGAUGUCUAGUUCCCAAAGAAACUUUAAGCUGAAGUAAAUCUCUAGGGACUUUGGUUUAAAGCCGAUCUUUUCCCUUACAGUUCCCAGCAGGCCUGAGAACCAAGAAGCACCAGCCACGUGAUCUCGCAUCCUUACCCUAAAUGGUUUACUCUGUCAGAUGCAGCUGGAUGAGCCGGUGCUUUUGCCAAGGUUGUGCCGCGUCGCCGUCUGUGGCGGCACGCAUGGCAACGAGCUGUCAGGAGUGUACUUGGUGCGAGAGAUGCUGAAGACGGAGACGAGAAGAGAGGACGGAGAGCCCGCGUCUGUGCUGAUGGUGCUGUCCAACCCUCGGGCCAUGCAGCAGUGCCGCAGAUAUGUGGACACCGAUCUGAACCGCUGCUUCACCCACGCGACCCUCAACGGUCCCGUAUCAGACGGGACCCCCUAUGAGAUCAUGCGGUCCCGUGAACUGAACGCCAUGCUGGGUCCCAAAGGCAGCCGGGCCGCGGUGGAUCUCGUCUGUGACCUCCACAACACCACUGCCAACAUGGGCCUGUGCUUCAUUGCUUAUUCUGACUCUGACUGGAUCUGUCUUCACAUAUUCAGAUACCUGCAGAAGCAGAUGCCAGAUACGCCCAUGAGAUUCAUCCAUUUUGAUGUCUCUAAUAAAGAAUCGUAUUCCCUCGAUUCGAUCGGAAAACACGGCUUUGCCAUGGAGAUCGGUCCACAGCCCCACGGGUGUGUCAAGUCGGACAUCUACACGGCAAUGAAAGAAGGCGUGCAGCACAUGCUGGAUUGGGCCGGCUAUUUUAACUCAGGUUGUCUGUUUGAAGGAGGAUUAGUUGACGUGUUCACCAUGGUGAAAAACGUCGACUACCCGAGAGACGGCGAGACCCGCAACAUCAUGGCGACCAUCCAUCCCCGCCUGCAGGACCGAGACUUCUGCCUGCUCCACCCCGGAGACCCGCUGUUCCAGACAUUCUCGGGAGAAACCCUGACGUACAAUGGCAACGAACCGCUUUAUCCCUUCUUCAUCAACGAAUGCGCUUACUAUGAGAAGGGCAUCGCGCUCUCCCUGGCCAGAAAGAAGUGCGUGACCAUCCCUUCCAUCAGGGCUCAAACCGAGGAGGAGGAGGAGCAAGCGAGCGAGCAGAGUUUUGCAUCAGAGGAAGAGGAGUGAAGAUGUCCUUCAUAUGAGA